Messenger RNA from Lacerta agilis (Sand lizard), 1364 nucleotides. It is a transcript of the gene SKAP2, whose product is annotated as src kinase associated phosphoprotein 2. The transcript is spliced from 13 exons. The record is from RefSeq and is a predicted model, not a curated record. Gene Ontology annotation, molecular function: protein binding. Bases 116 to 1171 code for a protein of 351 amino acids. Gene Ontology annotation, cellular component: cytoplasm; plasma membrane. NCBI's taxonomy places the organism in Eukaryota, Metazoa, Chordata, Lepidosauria, Squamata, Lacertidae.
GCCUGUGGCUUCCUUGACUGAACUUCCCGGAGCCGGGCAAAGUGGGCGGGGCCGUUGUCUUCCCCUGGCGGAGCUGCCGAACAGCUGCCUCUCUCGCGCGACCACCUGGCGCAUCAUGCACGGCUCCCCUGCCAUCCCCGAGGAGGUCAGCAGCCUCCUUGCAGAUGUCGACACAUUUAUAUUGGAUACCCUAAAAGGAGAGAAUUUAUCCAAAAGAGCAAAGGAAAAGAGGGAUGCUCUGAUUAAGAAGAUAAAAGACAUCAAGUCCAACUACCCACAAGACUUUCCUGAAAGAGGAGAACUGGAAGAUGGGGAAGAGCGUGAAGGCCCUUGCCCUGUGCCUCCUGACAAUAUCUCUGUAGCAUCUGACCGCUGUGAUAAAGAGGAUGAAGGCCCCUCUGAUGGGAAUCAAUUCCUUCCAGUUGCAGCGCAAGACCUUCAGUGUGUUUUAAAAUCUGGGUACCUGGAAAAACGCAGAAAAGACCACAGCUUUCUUGGCUUUGAGUGGCAAAAGCGAUGGUGUGCUCUGACUCGAACAGUCUUCUACUAUUAUGGAAGUGACAAAGACAAACAACAGAAAGGUGAAUUUGCUAUAGAUGGCUACACCGUCAGAAUGAAUAAUACCCUUCGGAAGGAUGGAAAGAAAGAUUGCUGUUUUGAAAUCGCUGCUCCUGAUAAACGCAUUUAUCAGUUUACAGCUGCUACUUCCAAGGAAGCUGUGGAAUGGGUGCAGACGUUGAGACACGCAAUACGAGACAUGGGAUCUGAAGAUAUUCUUGAGGAGGAUGAAGAAGAAUAUGAUGACAUUGAUGAAACUGGCGUUCCUUCUCAACGAGCAAGCACGGAGCCAAUCAAUGAUGAUAUUUAUGAAGAACUUCCAGAAGAAGAAGAAGCACCGGCCAAAGUGCCAGUGAAGGCUGAAGAGUCAAGGAAACCGAGCCAAGAGAACCUUAGCAAUCCUUCAGGCAGUAAAAAAACCGAUUAUGCUAAUUUCUAUCAAGGUAUGUGGGACUGUACUGGUGAUGUUCCUGAUGAGCUGACAUUCAAACGUGGAGACGCUAUCUACAUUCUCAGCAAGGAGUACGGUAGAUUUGGCUGGUGGGUAGGAGAAAUGAAAGGAACCAUUGGCUUGGUGCCUAAAGCCUACAUAAUGGAGAUGUAUGAUAUUUGAGAGGCCCGGGUGGAUUCUACAAAUUGCAUGAAGCCUGGCAUAGAAGUAUGCCAAUGCAAACCUGCAGGUGCCUAGAUUUUAGCAAGAGCAUUAACCCUAAUAUAUUGCACUUCUACAUAUUGAUUCUAAUGCUGUAUUUUUUAUAUUUAAUGUUUAUUGUGAGUGUUGACAUACAAAUUAAGCUAAACUUUUU